UUUUAACCAGUUUUCAGAACGUGCUCGACGCCGUAGUCAGGCAGACGAAGUGGCACCAACGAGCGAAAUGAAACUAGUCUGAAAUCCCCGUAAACACAAGAAAGCAGAGGGAGGAGAAGGGAGAAAAGGAAUCGGAAGGAAGGGAGGAUAUUAAAGAGGAGAAAAGUAGAUGAAUGCCAAAGGCAGAAAGAUCCUUAGCAAUGGCAAGUGACCCCCACAACCGCUCCCGGACGCCCCGUGAUGAGGAUGACGACGAGGAGGACCCGGUGGAGGCGAUGAUUGCCAAGACGGGGUGUUUGGAGAAGCACUAUGCUGUCCAGUUUUGUAUGGCAGAUAACAAGGACUGGAGGAAAUGUCAAGCAGAAGUGAAGGAUUUCCAGCUCUGCAUUUCAGACUAUAACAAGAAUAAAGCAAAAUAGUUUGUCUUUCUGACAUUAAAUGUGUUACUACGAGUGCAAUUGAAAUAUUGUCCAAAAAAUACCAGAAAGACUAUGGAUGACCUGAAUGGAGAGCAUUCAACUGUAAAAUACUUACACCUUCAAAAAUUUAGCCUUAUGGUGACUAGUUUUUUAGCGGGUCUCUACAUUGGAAGGAAAAUGAGUAAUACUGUGACCAGAGUGAAGAACCUUGUUGUUACCGGACCCAGCAAGUUGGUGCUUGUUGUUCGUCAUGAUUUGAAAAUGGGAAAAGGGAAAACAGCAGCUCAGUGUAGCCAUGCCACACUAGCAUCCUACAAAAAAAUGCAGAAGCUAAACCCUCACAUCUUGCAAGCGUGGGAGGACCUUGGUCAGCCUAAAGUUGUUGUAAAAGCAACUGACCUUAACCACAUAAACAAUUUGUCACAGUUGGCCAAGGCAGCAGGAAUAGAAACUACACUUAUUUAUGAUGCUGGAAAAACUCAGGUGGAAAGGGGUUCAGCAACAGUCUUAGCUGUAGGACCUGCAUCUGUAGCAGCUGUUGAUAAGAUAACAGGAAAUCUUCCUCUACUCUAAGGUUUCCAUAUAUUACCCAGUAUAUGAUUUUCUUCUUUGUAUAUAUGAAUUUUUAAAUAAACAAAAAAUAUUU
Messenger RNA from Penaeus vannamei (Pacific white shrimp), 1065 nucleotides. RefSeq names its product peptidyl-tRNA hydrolase 2, mitochondrial. The record is from RefSeq and is a predicted model, not a curated record. Lineage: Eukaryota; Metazoa; Arthropoda; Malacostraca; Decapoda; Penaeidae. Gene Ontology annotation, cellular component: mitochondrion; cytosol. Gene Ontology annotation, molecular function: peptidyl-tRNA hydrolase activity.